Zingiber officinale is the source of this 2044-nucleotide messenger RNA. RefSeq names its product importin subunit alpha-1b-like. The transcript has 10 exons. Gene Ontology annotation, biological process: NLS-bearing protein import into nucleus. Gene Ontology annotation, cellular component: nucleus; cytoplasm. Gene Ontology annotation, molecular function: protein binding; nuclear import signal receptor activity. Bases 142 to 1761 code for a protein of 539 amino acids. Lineage: Eukaryota; Viridiplantae; Streptophyta; Magnoliopsida; Zingiberales; Zingiberaceae. The record is from RefSeq and is a predicted model, not a curated record.
UCGUUUAAAUGGAUCUUCAAAGAGCCUCGUUUCGUAACUGGAAGAGAGACGGACAGUUGCCAUUCGAGGGAAAUCCCAAAACCCUAGACUUCUCCGUUCGAUCCAUCGCUGGAGAUACUGGACUCCGAUCGGAGGACCACGAUGACGCUACGGCCCGGGAAUCAGGCCACGGCGCGGAGGAAGUCGUACAAGGCCGGAGUGGACGUCGUCGUGGGGUGGCGGCGGCGGGAGCGGAACCUGGUGGAGAUCAGGAAGGUCAAGCGAGAGGACAUCCUCGUCAAGAAGAGGAGGCCGGAGCGCGUACAGGCCUCUCAUCACGCGUCGAACGAGUCUCCCGCGCUCGCUUCGGCGUGGGUCGACACUAAGUCGGAAAACCUGCAAAGAAUAACUCAGGAAGUGUGGUCUGAAAAUCCCACCGCGCAAUUAGAAGCAACUAGUGAAUUCAGGAUGAUGCUAUCAUUGGAACACAGCCCUCCAGUUAAAGAAGUCAUUGAGGCUGGUGUUGUUCCACGUUUUGUGGAAUUUCUUUCACGAUAUGAUAAUCCACCAUUGCAGCUUGAGGCUGCUUGGGUACUAACCAAUAUAGCUUCUGGAACCUCCGAGCAUACACAAGUCGUCAUCGAAAAUGGUGCAAUUCCAAUGUUAAUACAGCUUCUCAAUUCUCCAAUAGAGGAUCUUAGAGAGCAGGCGGUGUGGGCACUUGCUAACAUAGCUGGUGAUUCAACAAGUGCUAGGGAUCUUAUUCUUACUCAUGGAGGGCUCCUAUCUUUAGUGACCCUAUUCAACGAACAUUCUAAAAUGUCGUUGCUAAGAAUUGCCACAUGGACAUUAUCCAAUUUAUGCUGUGGGAUUCCACCUGCAGCACUGGAACAUACAAAACCAGCUAUUCAGGUACUUCAGCACCUUAUGUUUUCAUCGGAUGAAAGUAUUAUAGUAUCUGCCUGUCGAACCUUGGGUAGCAUUGCUGAUGGGACAAGUGAAAAAAUUCAAGCUGUCAUAGAGGCAGAUGUUUGUCCUCGACUAGUGGAUCUUUUGUCGCAUCCAUCAUGUCAAGUUGUUGACUUUGCACUUAGGGCAAUCGGCAAUAUCAUUAUAGGAGAUGAUCUGCAAACUCAGGUUGUUAUAGAUAGGGGCGCUCUUCCUUUCUUGUUCCAACUUCUUUCAGAAAAUAACAGAAAGAACAUUAAAUGGGAAAUUUGCUGGGUCAUUUCCAACAUCACAGCAGGGAAUCAAGCUCAAAUUCAGGCCGUUAUCGAUGCAAAUAUUAUCGGUCCUCUAGUUCAUCUAUUGCGACAUGCGGAAUUUGACAUCAAGAAAGAGGCUGCAUGGGCUUUAUCAAAUGCGACUAAUAGGGGUUCUAAUCUUCAAAUUCAGUAUUUGGUGAGUCAGGGGUGCAUCGAGGUUUUAUGUAAUCUUCUUGUCUGUCCAGACCCCCAAAUUGUGAUGGUAUGCCUUCAAGGACUCGAUAAUAUACUCAAGGCUGGAGCGAUGGAGAAGGGGCUCGAUAAAUGUGGACUAAAUCGGUAUGCUCAGUUCAUUGAUGAAUGCGAGGGAUUAGAAAAGAUUGAGGAUCUGCAGCAGCAUGAAAACAGUCAGAUAUAUGCGAAGGCUGUUAGGAUGCUCGAGAAGUAUUGGGUUGAAGAAGAAGAAGAAGAAGAAGAAGAUGAAGCACAGGAUGCACAAGGCGCCAUCGAAUGUGCUGAACCUUCAUCCGAGUUCCAAGACGAACAAUCUAGUCUCACUUCGACCGAGCGCUUAUAACCAGAGGUGCGUGUGGUAAACCGAAGGCCUAUAUAGGUUGGCAAUUUUGCAUUUUCAACCGGAACAAAAUCGGUUCGAUUUUGCUUGUCAUUGAUUCAUCUGAACCGACUUAUUGCAUCAAACCAUUGCAAUUUUAGCUACAUCAAACCAGAACAAAAUCGGUUCAAUUGAAGACUAAUUUUGUGUUGUAUGUAGAUCAUGCUAAUAUUGUGUACAUAAACCAGAUUUUUUUUUUGUAGCAACGUUAUUCUGAAAUGUAAUUAGCUAGUGAUUUCUUGAGGUA